UUUGAUGUGUAUUGGAAUCUCGGCCAGAUUGAUCUACAAAGAUAUUUUAUUUGUUUGUUACAAAGAUCUUUUAUUUUGUCGUGUAUGACCAAUAUAAGCUCCAAGUAUAAAUAUUCAAAUAUUAGCAACCCCAGAAAUUGUAACCAAGUGUUCCAUUUAGAAAUAGAAGGGCAAACUGUAAGAGUAUGCAAACCUUUUUUCAUGAAAGUAUUAAAUAUAUCUGAUCGUGUUAUACGUACUGUCAAGAGCAAUAUAAAUGAACAUGGAAUUUUAGCGCAAGAUCUGAGAGGACAGCACGGCACUCAUGUCAGGGUUGACGAACAACUACUAAACGAUAUUAAACAAUUCAUCGACGCAAUUCCAAGAAUGGAAUUUCAUUAUAUUAGGCAAUACUCUACUCGUGAAUACAUUGAUGGUGGCAAAACAAUUACAGAUCUUUUCAGAGACUUUAAAGAAAAUCAAAACAGAAAUAACAAAGCGAUAAGAGUGACCAAAGAUAUCCCUUUUUCAUUUUUUAUUAAAACUUCGUAUAAAGAUAACGAAUACCAGGAAGUGAGCAUCAGAAAUAGAAGGAAGAAAAUGCUUCCUCUGUGUGACAUUAUGCCAAUUAAUGUCUACACUCAACGGCAAGAACUAAGCGACAAUAAAAAAAAA
This is a messenger RNA of Papilio machaon (common yellow swallowtail), 654 nucleotides long. RefSeq lists its product as uncharacterized. Lineage: Eukaryota; Metazoa; Arthropoda; Insecta; Lepidoptera; Papilionidae. The transcript is spliced from 2 exons. The record is from RefSeq and is a predicted model, not a curated record. The annotation marks the transcript as partial.